Gymnodraco acuticeps is the source of this 1616-nucleotide messenger RNA. RefSeq names its product SH3 domain-binding protein 5-like. The record is from RefSeq and is a predicted model, not a curated record. Gene Ontology annotation, cellular component: cytoplasm. Gene Ontology annotation, molecular function: protein kinase inhibitor activity. Gene Ontology annotation, biological process: negative regulation of protein tyrosine kinase activity; intracellular signal transduction. NCBI's taxonomy places the organism in Eukaryota, Metazoa, Chordata, Actinopteri, Perciformes, Bathydraconidae.
GCCCAGCUGGAGGCCCAGAGCUCCACUCAGGACUUCCAGAGAGCGUCGGAGGUUCUUCGGGCGGCGAAGGAGACGAUCUCUCUGGCGGAGCAGCGCCUCCUGGAGGAGGACCACCGGCAGUUUGACUCCGCCUGGCAGGAGAUGCUGAACCACGCCACGCAGCGGGUGAUGGAGGCGGAGAAUACCAAGACGAGGAGCGAGCUGGUGCACAAAGAGACGGCGGCCAAAUAUACGGCGGCCAUCAACCGCAUGAAGCAGCUGGAGAAAAAACUCAAACGCACCAUCAGCAAGUCCAAGCCCUACUUUGAGAUGAAGGCCAAGUGCUACCUGCAGCUGGAGAACCUGAAGAGGAUCGUAGACGAGCGGCAGGCCAGGCUCUCUCGGGCUAAAGGCGAGUACAAGAUGGCGCUCAGGAACCUGGAGAAGAUCUCCGACGAGAUCCACGAGCGGAGGAGAAGCUCCUCCAUGGGGCCGAGGGGCCGCGGCGUGGGGUCCGAGGGCCACAGCGUCUCCGGGGACGACGGCUCCAACUUCAAGAUGGAGUCGGACAGGAUCUCCAGUGAGUGCAGAGAACAUCCGUUACUCCUCCCUCUCUCUUUACCCUCGUAGCUCCUCACUCACUCACUUCCCUGGAGAAUUCACUUCACAGCAGACAAAGUAUUUUAAAAGUGAAAACAUGAUGGAGGACACGCUAGUAGUCUACUUUCCAGCUCUGUGAACUCAGAAAUCGUGAGGAAUCCAACGUUUUCUGAUAGAAAUGUAAAAUACGGACCCCGAGCAAAUACAAACGGCCGGAUGCUAACUCGCAUAUGUUGAGCAAUUUGCACAAUUAGAGCAAGUUCUGUUAAUUGGCAUUUUGCAGACAAUAGUUAACAAACUGAACAUUUCUGAGUGGUUUUGGGGGUUAUUGAGGAUGCUGAAUCCAUUUCUGAUAUAUUCAGGAUCAAAAAUAGCAGUUUUAACCUAAAUCUUCAAAAUGGACCCUAAAUUAAUUGAAAUCAGGCCAGAGAGUACACGUAUGGCCACCUUCUGGGUAAAACGGCCUUUUUUGAUCCUGGAAAUGGACUCAGCAUCCCCAAUAACCCCCAAAUUGUCAAAAAAUGCCAAGCUGUUUUCUAGCUAUUGUCAACACACAGUAAGCUAUAAUGCCCAACAUAUGCAAGUUAGCAUCCGGCAGCUUCUAUGUGUGCUGGGGACCCUGCUGUACAUUUCUAUCAUUAAACUUUGGGGUACUCAACAUUUCCAGGUUCACUACAGGACUCUGCAAACAGACCAUAAUACUAAGAUAAGCACUCGUAGAGCUGCUGAUCCUCCUUGAAAAGCCCUUCUGACACGGAGCCGGUCUCUGAAGGAGCCGUGCUGACUUUAGUCAAAAAAACAAAACACACACAGCUCUCAUCUGUUCGCUUAAAUUCCUGCUUCGCGAUUCUUGGAAGAAAGUGUUAAAAGAUUUCAGAGAAAGAUAAAUGACGGCAUUACCGGCCGAGCUAAGAUAAUUGAGUUUCAAUUGAUUCACUUUAAAUAUGCUUUGAAGAGAGGAGUCACACACACACACACACACACACACACACACACACACACACACACACACACACACACACACACACACACACACA